AUGGGCUGCCAACAGAGCCGCCCUCGGGUCCCUGCCGAGGAUCAGGAGGAUGUCAAGCGCAGCAACAACAACGCGGUGGAAUUGGCCAUGCCUGACAAGACCAGUGGCUCAAUCAUUGAUCCCGACCUGAGUGAUGAUCGCUUGCCCCCCGUGGCUCCUGAUACCGAAACACACCCGGCCGUUCGUGUCAAGGAAGCUGAGGACACCCCUGAAGCUAGCGAUGAGGCCACCAGCAAACCCAACAAAGAAGAGGAGGCUGCUACGGCGGAUCAAUCUCAGUUCCUUGACCCCAAACUUAAUAGCCGGGCCUUGCUGGGCGUCAGCGCCGCCUACCUCCGCGGCCUGGAAGCGGCCCUGCGCGAGGAGUUUGGUGACGAGUAUGAAAACCUGACGACCACCGAGGUCUGCGUGCGCUACGUCAUGCCCCGGACCAAAGCUCGAGCUUGUGCAAUGAUUGAUGUCCUCCUCGAGGACCCGGCCCUGGAAGCCGACGUAGCCCCUGCCACCGUCUUCGUCUCUCAUGCUUGGAAGUAUAAAUUUCACAUGACCCUUGGGACAAUUCUUCAUCACGAGACCAUGGAUGCCCCGGGUGCCUUUUAUUGGCUGGAUCUCAUCCCCAACAACCAGCACCAAGCAUGCAACUACCCUUAUGCCUGGUGGUCCAACACGUUCCAAACCAACAUUGCCACCAUUGGCCGCGUCCUCCUCAUCAUGAGCCCAUGGAAUGACCCCAUCCCUAUGACCCGGGCUUGGUGUCUCUUUGAGAUGAUGAAUGCACUCAACUGCCAGGUUCAGCUCGACAUUCGGCUGCCCACGGCCGAAAUUGAGGGCUUUCUCAACGCCCUCGGAGAAAAUGCCGACGAAGUUCUCAACAUGCUUGUGCGCGUUCAGGCACAAAAGGCUGAAGCUUUCCAACCCAACGACCGCGAUAUGAUUUUCAAGACGAUCGAAGACACGCUCGGCUUCACCAAGCUGAACGCUCGCAUCAAGGACCAACUGCGCGCUUGGUGCAUUGAUCAAGCUCGCGUGGCAGCUCGUGACGCCUUGGCUGCUGCCCCCCAGUCUGACAACACGGCUAAAAUCUGUUUUCGCGUCGGCAGCGUUCUCGGCGAGUUUGGCCAAAUCCCCGACGCCAUGGCUCAUUAUGACCGUGCCAUUGACAUUGUCACCUCAACCCUGGGUCCAAAACACCCCAACAUGAUCUCUCUAUUGGCCCACAAGGCGCUUACGCUCAAGCAACAGGGCCAAUACGACGCUGCCCUCCAAUUAUUCGCGCAGUCCCUGGACACUGCCCGGGCCGCGUUCGGCGAUCAACACCCCAGCAUUGCCUCCACCCACAACAACAUGGCCUUGGUUUACAAGGAACAGGGACGUCUGGACGAAGCACUGGCCGCCUAUACGCAGGCUCAUCAGCAGCUGAGCGCGCUGCUGGGAGCCCAGCACCCAGAAGUAGCCAAUGUCCUGAGCAACAUGGCCGUCAUUCACAAAGACCGAGGUCAAUUCGCCACCGCCAUUCAGCUCUACGAACAAGCCGCCAACAUUCUCCGCGCCACCGUGGGUGAGCAGCAUCCGGCCGUGGCUCACACCUAUAACAACCUGGCGGUAGCCCUCGAGGCCACGGCCGACUUUGCCCGCGCACUGGACUACCAUCGCCGAGCCCUUGAUAUUCGUAUCACGACGCUUGGUGAGCGCCACGAGGAUACGGCUGCCUCUUUUGGCAACAUGGCCGUUGUUCAUCAGCGGCUGGGUCACUUGGCCGAGGCGGAGCAAGCCAUGCACCAGGCUCUGGCCAUCCUGCUCGAGGUCGUCGGUGACAAGCACCCUGCCGUCGCCAGCACAUUGAACAACCUGGCCCUCGUCUACAAGGAUCAAGGCAAGCAAGAGGAGCAACUAGCUUGCUACCAAAAGGCAUUGGCCAUGCAGCUGGCAGCGCUCGGUGAACGCCAUCCUGCCGUGGCGCUAUCGCGCAACAACAUUGCUAACAUUCUCAACGAGCGAGGCGACCUUCAGGGUGCCCUCGAGGGCUACAACAAGGCCAUUGAAAUUUAUACCGCCACCAUCGGAGAGCUUCAUCCCGAGACCGGUGCCGCGUACGGCAACCUGGCCACCGUUUAUCAACGUCUGGGCCAGAUCGAGCCUGCAUUGGCCUGCGUCGACAAGGCCCUAGGCAUCCAGAUUGCCACCUUGGGUGAGCAGAAUCCACGCACCGGACUCGUGGCCAUGCAAAUGAGCGGCAUCUUGGAGGCCUGUGGUCUACCCGAGCGCGCCAUCAUCUGCAUUCAAAAGGCUCAGGCCAUCUUUCAGGCCACCCUGGGCCCGAAUCACGAAUACACCCGUACCGCUGCGGCUGCCUUGGCUGCCCAUGCUCCAAAUUCCUCCCCGGUCAUGCCCACAUCGUCCCCCAACGUUGCAUCAGAAGCCCAAGAUGAUAAUGAGUCUGAUGCUUGA
Messenger RNA from Monosiga brevicollis MX1, 2448 nucleotides. RefSeq lists its product as uncharacterized. Lineage: Eukaryota; Choanoflagellata; Craspedida; Salpingoecidae. The coding region runs from base 1 to 2448 and encodes 815 amino acids. Gene Ontology annotation, molecular function: protein binding. The record is from RefSeq and is a predicted model, not a curated record. Gene Ontology annotation, cellular component: kinesin complex. The transcript is spliced from 3 exons.